AUGUCCCGCAAUGUCGGCGCCGCGCCCCCGGGCCAGCGCAAGGGACCACCGUGGUCUCACCUGCGCGAACCCGUAGCGUACGGUAUCGAUCGCAAAUCCACGGCAUCUCCCAGCUCCAUCACCAGCACGUCGACUCGAUCUACUGUGCGAGAGGACAGGGCGCGCCGAGUCGAGCGCAUCUGCACGGUCGUGGUCGCGGAGGGGUACAUGCGCGAUGAGGUCCUCCUCAAUCUCGAUAUGGUGGGGCCCGAGGUCCGGCCGGGGAUGCUCAUGGCCAUAUCCGCGAUCAAAUCCGAAUCGGCAAAGGCCUCCGGUGGUCACGGCAGCUUGAAUCGACAAGCUCAUGAUGGAACCGAGGCGGUGAAGGCGGCUGCGGCGCUGGCUAAGGACCGGACCGCGCUCGGCCAUCGUUACAUUUUCGUUGUCAAGGAUAUGCCCCGAGAAAUGAAGUCUCGUAACCAAGAUUCCGAGGUCUGCAUCGUUCGCCACAUCUCAGAUGCGUUUGGUAUGAAACGAGGGAGCCAGGUCCUCCUUACCCCUGUCGAUGAGGAUCAUCGCGCCAUGGAGGCAUCCCAUGUUGAACUGUGCUUCAGAGACGAAUAUCUGUCUCGGUCAGACAUGUGGCGGCUGGCUGUUGAUGAACUCACAGGGCGCACAGUCUACAAAGGGCAGUCGGUAUUAUUCAUGGGCACCAUCAAAGCUCAAGUUACUGCCGUGUUUGUCGAAGGAGAAAGCGUGCAUUCCGGCCUAUUCGUUCGCGAUACGCGCCCCAUUUUCCGAAGCGAAUCCGCCAGAUAUGUCCUGUUCAUUCAGAUGGCAAGGGAGAUGUGGGACUUCGAUACCGAAACAUCUGGCGAGAUCAUGUUCAACCGCGUCGUCAAUGGCUUCCUGCCUGCGUUAUUCAAGCGCUGGGCUUCGCUCAAGGUGAAGCAUCUCGUCAGCAUUGUACUCUUUUCGCGGGUGGAAUACGACACUGGGCUUGCAUCUGAUCUGGCUAGCGACAGCCUUCUCGAUGAAUAUUUCACUGGUGUGCAGCCUUUCGGCAACAAGCGGCCGUACAAGGACUUUUACCGCGUGGUUGUUAGCGACAUGUCCAGCGGUGAAUGGACCACGAUUUUGUACCAGCUCAAGAAGGAAUUCAACUUCUUCCGCCGAGAUAUUAGCCUCCACCACCAGAGUGUCCCCCUUACUCGCGGGAAGCAGGCCACCGACUCUGAGAAGGACGAAACAUUAGUAGCGUUGACGCGCAUUAAAGCUGACCCUUCCCUAGCCAUCCAUGGCAAUGUCCUAGAAGCCAUACACCUUGCCUCAUCCCAGUAUGCCCAUGAUUACAUCGAUCGAGAUCUCAAUAGAACCGGCAUCUCAAUCGCUGUCAUCACGCCUGGCCCGGGUAUUUUCGAGGUUGAUUAUGAAACUUUGCGACGGACAACAGAGGCACUGGUGGGUAAUGGCAUAGGCAUUGAUCUGAUCUGCCUACCAGGGAUGCCUCUUCAUUCUGUCCCGCUCUUCAAGUACCGAAACCCUCAUGCAUCAGAAGAGGGCGCCAAGCAUCAAAACGCGCUUUCCAGAUCAUUCCAUAGCCACAACAGCACGGGCGGCUACCCAACCCCCAUCGUUGGCAGCUAUCAGUCCCACACCGAGUCGCUUUCUCCCAGUAAAGUAUCACAGAAUAUGAUGAAACACGUCGAGUCACUUACAUCGUUACGCAAUUCGGACGAGUGGAGUUGCGCUCUGCCUCAGUGGUUGCAUGUUUCGUUCUGGAAGGGCGCUGACGAGUCUUUGGCCUAUGAAGGCAUUGCGCUAUCCGUGUCUACCGCCAAGGAUAAGAAUGAGGACGAUUUUGAGAUGCGAUGCCGCAUGUAUGGGCUUCAGAUGAGAAGUGCCUUGGACACCAACGAGAUUGAGACUGCAGCCUUGAGCUCGGAUUCCAGCUUUCCCACAAACACAUCAUUAUCAUCCAAGAAACGACAAGAUAGUGCGUCAGAGAGCCUAUACGUGCCCUGCCGCCGGGCCCAGGAAGCCCUCGGAGACACUGUAUAUGGCUUUCAAAAGUUUGUGCCAGAGAAAAUAGCGCGUACUGGAGAUUUAACACUCUGGAAGAAGCUGCAGGCAUUUGAUGACUCUCGGGCCAAGCUCCGUUCUGCCCCUAAACGCCGCCCUCAGCAUCACAAGCCAGCCAAAGACAUGGACGAGGUGCCACGGAAAUACCAGGUUGAUGAUGCCGCGGUGCUUGGCACAUCUGUCCCGGAUCGAAUGACGCUUCAGCCUUCGCAACAUACGACCACUCGCAAGUUUUCUAUGGCAGAACCAGAGCGCCCACCGACAGCAUCCGUUCAAAAGCCCCCUGAGCCACCGCAGAAGAGUCCCAGCAAGCCACCGUCGACAUCUUCGUUUACUGCCAGGCAGCCCAAGCUGAUGCGGCACAUAAGCCUUGGGCACCGCGGUUUUGGCAUUGCUGCCCCUAAAGCAGCAAUAGCCGAGCUCAAAGUCGAGACCGUCAACGCAUCGCCGGCGUUCUCCUCUGAUCCACGACGAGCCUCCAAUCCUCGGUCUCUAUCCGACAUGAGACCGUCAACACCACACAGCAUACGAAGCCAGUCGUCAACACUCACGGCUAAGAGAGUCAAGUCAAUAAAAUCAGAUUUAACCGAGCUUGCGUCAGAGACAGCUCCUUCGACCCCGAGCAUUCCGAUUGCCCAUAAAGAGGCGAACGCCCAAGACGGCACAACCAAUAACACAUUGAAGCCGCCAGUGCCCACUUUGAUGCCAUCCAAAUCACGCGACAAACUCCGUGAAGAUCCAGAACUGCGCUAUUCAAACUUUAUUCGUGCUGAGGACGUUCAGAAAAUGUACAACAGCAAGCUUAGAGCUGGUGUUGCUCCCGGACCACAGCUACAGCCGGAACUACCGAUCACCCUUUCUCCGACAGCGGCAAUCACCCCUUGGCUUACUCUGCUGAACCCCUCCCAUCCCGAGAAAUAUCGCAUUGAUGAUGCGAUUCUGUAUAGCCGAUGGCAGCAUGUAUUUCCAAAGCCAUCAGAAAUGAGAACACAGAAGUGGAAAACACUUUGCUGUCCUGCCUCUGUACCUUUAACGACCGAGUACUUUCCGUCCAAGGCGCAAUUUGAUGCUGAGUACCAGCGACACCCUUAUAUCGUGGACCAAAACACCGACAGCGAUGACGAGCCCAUGUCACGGAAAGACUUUAUGAAGGAACUAAUCGGUCUUCGUUUCUCACAAGGUUUCCAGGUUGUCGUAGGCUCCGCUGUUGCCAAAGCUUUCGGGCAGAAAAUGAUCAAAAUCGCAGAUAUCUUCUCGCGAGAUCAGACCUUUGAAGACGGAAAUAGCGUUUUCAUGUCGGUGGGCAACACCAUCCAUCAGCUCUCUUGUGUCAACGGCAGCGAGAUUGAAGUCAAUAUUUUCCUACGGAAGCCUGCACGGACAGCGGCGUCUGAAUUCUCAACAAUGUACAAGCCGGCUAUUCAGACACUACUGGAUUCUACCUACGAGACGAGAUCGAUUGAAAUUCUGAAUCCAAAGCCGGAAAGAAACUGGAAUACGAUAGAUUCAUACUUGGCCGGCCACCACGAAGAGCUUAUGGAAAGCUUGCGGUUCUGGCGGACGAGAUACGUGCUCAUCCCUCUGAGCAUGAGAUACUCGGCUUCAACCAAGAGCCAUUUCGAAGACAACCCCGAAGAGGUCCGUAUCGAAGGCAUUCAACGGCUGGCUCAGUUGUGGAAGAAGCAUCGAUACGUGUCGGCAUCAGAACGGAAAUUUCAGGGCCAGGCUAGGAGUCGCAUCUUGGACCGCAGCCCUCUGAAUAUUAUUUACAAAACUGACGACCCUUCGUCAGUCGUUGCAGCGGAGCUUGGAAACCUUCCAACACUUGAAAGCGUCGAAUACUCUUCAAUCAAGGGGAAUUUGAUUGUCCGAAAAGAAUUGUUUCGACGAGCGAGCCUGAACCUGACAGCCUUGGCCGACGCUCUGCAGCAGCCAAUUGAAAACGGCGGUGUUCCUUUGCACAAUAGGCGCUGGCACCUUCGAACGCAUAACAAUGCGUUCAUUGGGUCAGACAUGACAACCUGGCUGUUGAAGAACUUUGAAGAUCUUGACAGUCGCGAAGAAGCGGAAGACUUGGGCAAUGCGCUCAUGGUAACAACGCCGAAAGAGAAGGACAAGGGCAAGGAGGAGCAGGCAGAGAAGGGCGGCGAUACAAAGGUUGAAAAACCACGCGGGCUCUUUGUCCAUGUCGAAAAGAGACACCAGUUCCGUGAUGGAAACUACUACUACCAGAUCGCGCCCGAGUAUGCCAAGCCUCAACCGGGCUGGUUCGGCAGCAGGAAGAAAGACGCUGCGUCGUCGCUAGCAGAUAACAACAGCCGUGACUCGCCGCGAGCCGCUGCUCCCCGUUCCGCCCCAACUGCCGAGGAGUCCUCCUCCGGGGCGCCUUCUCCGGGCGGCAUCCCCAUGCUUGGCGCCAGCAAGACUUCCAACCUCAACCGGCCGCUUGUUCAGCUGAGUAAGGUUUUGAAGUACGACGUGGAUCAUCGAAAGCGAUCGUAUCGUGCUGAGCGGAUUGAUCUACACUAUGACCGCUUGCACAAUCCGGAUAAUUGCUUCCACAUCCGGAUCGACUGGAUGAACACGACGGCCAAGCUUGUUUCGGAUUGUGUAGAGGGGUGGGAGCGCGAGGCAAGCCAAUAUGGCCUGCGCCUCGUGGAAGUGCCCAUCAAGGAGGCAUGCCGGAUCACGGAAGCUAAUCCCUUCCGCAAGCCGCACGAGAUUGAGCUGGCCGUCCCGCCACCGGAGCAGAUGCCCGAGACCUACUUUGACCCGAACGCUCUCGGUCCGACAAGAGUGCAUAGCAAGCACUUUUACCAGACCGCGAUCCUCAAGCACUUUGACUUUGUGCUGGACAUGGAGGCGGCAUCGAGCUUCCCCGACAACGUGGACGUGCGGUACUCGUGGGGCAAGCCCGACUUCCGGUACACGCAGUACAUUCACCGGAGCGGCCUGCUGCUCGCGCAAGUCACCGACGAGGGCCACUUCAUCGUGCUAGCCAACAGGCUCUAUAGCAAGCGCGUGUCUUUAGCCCGGGAGAAGGAGCUCCGGGUGCAGGCCAACGUGGACAUUGCCGCCCCGUUGUCUGCCGCGGCGGCGGCGGCGGCGUCGGCCACGGCUGACCGGAGCGCGCGCCUCCUGUCGCUCGGCGGCUUCGCGUCUUCAAUGGCCAUGGCCAUGGCCACCGAACCGGGGACGGGGACGACGCCCAUCUCCUCGCCCGUUGUGCGUCCCACAUUUGGCCACCUCUCACCAGCGAUAGGACCGAGCGACCCUCCCGUCCCCGCGAGCACCUCGCAACCACGACCGCCGGUGCCGCAUCAGCGGGACUCCAGCAGCAGCCACAAUCAUCACCACCCCCUGUACCAUUACCACCGCUACCUGCAUCCCCUGCAGCAGCUGAUGGAGCCCGAAGCCAUCAAGGACAUGCUGGAGGCGUUUUGCAAGGACUCGGAGGCUCUCGAGUCGUUUUACCGAGACUUGCUGGACCGCGGGCAGCGCGUCCCCGGGACCCCGAUGACGGUGUCCACGGUGCUAUCGGUGCCCGCCGCGCCGGACCACCCCGUGCCGGAGUCGAGCAUCCCCUCGCUGGGCCUCCCGCCGGGCGUGCUGGCCGCCCACCACCACCACCACCACCUGCAGGAUCCUCCGCAGGGCGCAGUGGACGGCAGCAACGGCGGCGGCGGCGGCGGGCUGCCGGCCAACAUACGCAACUCCAUAGGCAGCCCCAUGUCAAUCCUGCGUCGAGGUAGCGUCCAGUAUGACGGGCUCGGGCUCGGCUCCAAAAGCACCAAGUGA
This is a messenger RNA of Cordyceps fumosorosea ARSEF 2679, 5859 nucleotides long. Its product is annotated as Dishevelled, Egl-10, and Pleckstrin domain protein. The coding region runs from base 1 to 5859 and encodes 1952 amino acids. Gene Ontology annotation, molecular function: GTPase activator activity. The transcript has a single exon. Gene Ontology annotation, cellular component: GATOR1 complex. The record is from RefSeq and is a predicted model, not a curated record. NCBI's taxonomy places the organism in Eukaryota, Fungi, Ascomycota, Sordariomycetes, Hypocreales, Cordycipitaceae. Gene Ontology annotation, biological process: intracellular signal transduction; positive regulation of autophagy; negative regulation of TORC1 signaling.